AUGUACAUUAGCCUAUGCGAGUACCCGUUUUAUGUGUCCAAAUACGAGAAAUUGAGCAAGAUCGGACAGGGUACGUUCGGUGAGGUAUUCAAAACCCGGGACAGACACACGGGUCGAGUGGUGGCAUUGAAACGGGUGCUGACGGACAACGACGAGAGGCAAGGCUUCCCACUCGCGUCGUGUCGUGAGAUCAAAAUACAUGAGCACUUGAACCACAAGAAUAUCUCGGCCAACACUACGCCCGCUCCUCAGACCACCCGUUCGGUCAGUACAGGUGCGGCCACUUUCUAUCUGGUGCUGGAGUUCUGUGAGCACGACUUACGCCAGACUACUGGCCAACUGUACGGUCCGUUUCUCGAUGAGAGAGAACAAAAAAGUGAUGCAACAGCUGUUGAAUGCGCUGUUUUUCAUACACUCGCAGAAGAUAUUGCAUCGAGACAUGAAAGCGGCCAACAUUUUGAUCACCAAAAACGGGGUCUUAAAGCUGGCCGACUUUGGUCUCGCCCGAGCCAUCAGCUCAGGGAAUACAACAAACGCUACACCAAUCGUGUGGUCACUCUGUGGUAUCGGCCGCCGGAGCCAUUGCUGGGCGAACGUAAUCACGACUCACCCGUAGACCUGUGGGGCGCCGGAUGUAUAAUGGCUGAGUGCUCUAAACACCUGAUCCAAUGCCCGAUCGGCCCUUUGGGAAGGUGUUUUAUGGGACUCACACUUACAGAUGUGGACCCGGACCCCAAUAAUGGCCGGCACCACAGAUUAGAUGCAACACAACCUAUAUUGAAAGCCCGGGACAGACGAGUAGUGGUACUGAGACGGGUGCUGACGAACAGGAGAGAGACAGGGCUUCUCAAUCACGGCGUGUCAAUAUCGUAUCAAUCGUUGAGAUCUGUUGACAAACAGUCGGCCAAUAUUACGGCCGCUCAUCAGACCACCCAUUCUAUCAGUACAGGUGCGGCCACUUUCUAUCUGACGCUGGACACGACUUAUGCCGGACUACUAGCCAACCGUACGGUCCGUUUCUCGAUGGGAGAGAUCAAGAAAGUGAUGCAACAGCUGUUGAACGCCUUGUUUUCCAUACACUCGCAGAAGAUAUUGCAUCGAGACAUGAAAGCGGCCAACAUUUUAAUCAUCAAAAACGGGGUCUUAAAACUAGCCGACUUUGGACUCGCCCGAGCCAUUAGCUCAGGUAAUACAACCAAACGCUACACCAAUAAAGUGGUCACUCUGUGGUAUCGGCCGCCAGAACUAUUGCUCGGCGAACGUAAUUACGGCUCACCCGUUGACCUGUGGGGCGCCGGUUGUAUAAUUGCUGAAAUAUGUAUGUGGACCCGGAGCUCAAUAAUGGCCGGCAUCACAUAUCAGAUGCAACUCAACUUAAUCAGUCAACUGUGCCGUUCAAUCACCGCCGAUGUCUGGCCGGGUGUCGAACGGCCGGAUCUGUACAGCAAAAUGGUUUUGGCGAAGAACCAGAAAGUUAAGGAGCGGCUGAGACCAGGCAUACAGUGUCCGCUGGCUCUGGACCUGUUGGACAAACUCCUAGUACUUGAUCCACAGAACCGAUUGGACUCACACUUAGCACUGGACCACCAAUUUUUGUGGUCACACCUCAUGCCUCAAGACUUGUCCCAUAUGUUGUCCCAACACAAGCGCAAAAUGGGUGACAGCUCUGUAGGUAUGCAACAGGCCUUAGGCACUGCCGACGGGUUUACCGAAUUGACCAGCGUUUGCGUGACGAUGGCGUGA
Messenger RNA from Medioppia subpectinata, 1743 nucleotides. The record is from the annotation of a GenBank genome assembly. NCBI's taxonomy places the organism in Eukaryota, Metazoa, Arthropoda, Arachnida, Sarcoptiformes, Oppiidae.